AUGAACAUAUUGAAGAGAUUCCUGCUUCAACGCUCAUUUGGCACUUUUCAUCCUAUUCAUAGAGAAUGGAGAAUAAUUGAAUCAAAGAGGAUUGCUAAAAAGCCAGCUUAUAGAAUUGGAGAUCCUAAACCUCUUUAUAUACCAAAGAAGGUGGCAGAGUUCCCAGAUUAUAAAUAUGGUGAGCCUAGUGUUUUCAAGCAAAGUAAGAAAGGUCUCUAUGGAGGUUCUUUCAUUCAGUUUGGCCACAGUAUAUCAGAGAGUAAGAAUAAAGUAAAGAGGCGCUGGCUCCCGAAUAUUGUCAGGAAAGAGUUGUGGAGUGAAGCAUUAAAUAGGAGGAUAAGGAUUAAGCUAACGGCAAAGGUAUUGAGGACAAUAAGUAAAGAAGGUGGGAUUGAUAAUUAUUUGAUUAAGGACAAAUCUGCUAGAAUAAAGGAAUUAGGCCCUACAGGGUGGAAGCUUCGCUACAGAGUUAUGCAAAAAUUGGAGCAGAACAAAGGACAUUUACGUCAGGGCAAUCAUAAUAAAGAAAUGAGAGACGAAGUACUACGUAAAUUUUGA
Messenger RNA from Kazachstania africana CBS 2517, 558 nucleotides. RefSeq names its product mitochondrial 54S ribosomal protein bL28m (gene MRPL24). Gene Ontology annotation, molecular function: structural constituent of ribosome. Bases 1 to 558 code for a protein of 185 amino acids. Lineage: Eukaryota; Fungi; Ascomycota; Saccharomycetes; Saccharomycetales; Saccharomycetaceae. The record is from RefSeq and is a predicted model, not a curated record. Gene Ontology annotation, cellular component: mitochondrial large ribosomal subunit. The transcript has a single exon.